AGAGAGACUGAGCCUUCUCAGUCCACCGAACGCAACAUCCCAGGACGGAGGUUUUAUGCGCGGAGGAGCGCUGUUGCUGACGGCUUGCUGCGUCCAGGCGGAGGAAAAAGCUAAACACACACACGGAGCGGAGUCCGCGUCAACGCUCGCUGAUUGGGGCUAAAGCUGGCCGAAAAGCAACCUGCUUCAUUAUUCAUGUUUUUGUCCAGCGAGGAUGGUUGUCUAAACUGCGGGACGCGGUGUGCUGACUGGACUCGUCGCUUAGACCGACAGGACCAGACAGGGAAUUCCUCUGAAUCAAUAUCUGGACGUAAACAGUGAUCGCUGGAGAAAUGUGAGUACCAACAGUUGUCUCUGCGCUCCAGUAAGGCUUUUAUUUACCAAGAUCAAAAGGGGGAAGGAGGGGCGGAGGGGAGGCAUACCGCUCCUGCACAGGUUGCCAUAGCAUCACAUUAAUAUUUUCAUCCCUGUCAGAGCCCAACAACAUCUUCACGUUUUGGACGAUGUGUUCGUUUUUCAAUACCGUUCCUCAGCUCAGGUUGGGUUGAAUCAGGUCCACGCAGUAAACCCCCCCCCCACAGAGCCACGGUGUUCCCCGAGCUGAGCAUCAGAUCACAAUCAUGGCCAAAAACCCCUCCGAGGGGGCCAAGGAUGACCUGAGCCAGCAGACGGACGACGACCUGCUGCGGUGCAGCAAGGAGGAGCUGGUGAGGAAACUGAGGAGGGUCGACGGCGAGAAAAUGAACUUGAUGAUCGAGCACGGCAACCUGAUGAAGGACAUCAACCGGCGGCUGCAGGUGCACCUGCACGAGAUCCGGAGUCUGAAGGAGGUCAACCAGAAGCUGCAGGACGACAACCACGAGCUCCGGGAGCUCUGCUGCUUCCUGGACGACGACCGGCAGAAGGGCAAGAAGCUGUCCAGGGAGUGGCAGCGCUUCGGCCGCUACACCGCCGGCGCCAUGUGGAAGGAGGUGGGCGCCUACGUGAUGAAGCUCAAGGAGCUGGAGGCCAACCAGGAGAGCGUGCUGAGGGAGAACUCCGAGCUGAAGGAGAUCAUCCUCAUGCUGGACGAGGAGAGGAACGGCGCCGGCUCCCGGAGCUCCAUAGACAGCCAGUCCAGCCUCAGCAACCUGAACGGCGGCGCCGGGACGGUGCGAGACGUCGGCGACGGGAGCAGCACGUCCAGCACAGGGAGCGCCGGCAGCCCCGACCACCACAACCACAACCACGUGCACAAGCCUUCAGAGAACAGUAAGAUGCCUACCAUGAGGAGGUCCAUGGAUGAUCUCUCAGCGCCGCAUCAUCACAGGAGCAUCCCCAAUGGGCUCAACGAUUCCUCCUCCAACUACAUCAGGCAGCUGGAGACGAAGGUCCGGAUACUGGAGGACGACAACAACAAGCUCCUCUCUCAGGCCUAUAACCGGUAUAGCUUAUCACAGAUACAGAUGAAAAAGCAGUGCAACCCAGGUGACCUCCGAGCCCUGAGGAAGGGAAUGACUCUGUACCACUCAGAGUCCCAGCUGUCCUCCCUGCCCCAGCGCCAGGAGGCCAUGCACAUGGGCACAAACCGUCUACCAACCAGCGAAUCGUCUCCUGCCACCGGCUACCUGUCCUGCGUCCAGAAGCCCGAGGCGGUGGUGCACGCCAUGAAGGUUUUAGAGGUCCACGAGAAUUUGGACAAGCAGACUCCUGAAGACUACGAGGACGACCUCAGUGAGAAAGAGAAGGCCAUCGUGCGAGAGAUGUGUAACGUAAGUUCAGUGGUGUGGAGAAAACUGGGCGACGCCGCGGGAUCAAAGAUGUCCAUCAGGCAGCACCUCUCUGGGAACCAGUUCAAGGGCCCGCUGUAGCCCGGCAGCGGCGGCUCAUCAGGAUACACCGCACCUCCACUCGCCUGGGAAAACGCCACCUUACCUACCACGCUGUCUACACGCCCCCAUCACGCCAUGCACCCCCCCCCCCCC
Fundulus heteroclitus (mummichog) is the source of this 1964-nucleotide messenger RNA. RefSeq names its product coiled-coil domain containing 85C, b (gene ccdc85cb). NCBI's taxonomy places the organism in Eukaryota, Metazoa, Chordata, Actinopteri, Cyprinodontiformes, Fundulidae. The coding region runs from base 621 to 1850 and encodes 409 amino acids. The record is from RefSeq and is a predicted model, not a curated record. Gene Ontology annotation, cellular component: apical junction complex. The transcript is spliced from 7 exons.